Penicillium olsonii is the source of this 2184-nucleotide messenger RNA. NCBI's taxonomy places the organism in Eukaryota, Fungi, Ascomycota, Eurotiomycetes, Eurotiales, Aspergillaceae. The record is from the annotation of a GenBank genome assembly.
AUGAGACGCAGGAGAGUCAACUCCAUCGAAGGGGACUGCCUCAGAUCCCCAAUGCCGGGCGGAGUGCUCGGCAGAAGGCGGGGAAGUGGAGAUGGAGUGCUGAGGCGAGCUUGUCAACCUUCCGGCCCUCGAGACGAACCCCAUCCCACCAUGGACGGUCCCAAUUCAAAGCGCCCUCGGCGACGCAUCAGACCCUCCCGCGCGCGGGGAUUGAGAACCAAGACAGGGUGGGGGCGGCGGGUGAAGUGCGAUGACCGCACGCCGAUUUGUCUGCGCUGCUCCAAAUCAGACCGAAUAUGUCGUUAUGCUCCGAGUUCUGGACAGAAUGCUGCUCAAGGCAUUGACCAAGAACCACCAGGCAGACACGGGGCCAAUUGUGUAGUACAACCUGACUCCGACGAGAGGCGCGAGGAUACCGGCGCCAACCCACAGGGCCUCAGUGAUCUCAUACUUUCCCAAGCUUCAACCUCGAGUUUGCAGGUCUCACAGUCAAGCGUUUGUACGCCACCUUGCUUGCACGUCACUUGUGUGGCUUCCUCAACAGAUGCGCCGGCACAGUCAAAUUUCCCUAUCGAGACUUCAUCGGGUGAAGGUCCAAACAGUGCGAAUCAGCAAAAUACCUCCAGUCUGGAGGCGGCCUUCUCCACAUCUCCCCUUUCCCACUCUCAGGCAUCGCUUCUCGAUAUAUCCCCCUUGGAAUGGUAUGAUCUGCUCGCUCGUGAUGCCAUUAGCCAUAUCCAGGAACUGGGAGAGACUUCUGGUCGUGAUCCCAGGUGGAAGUUUUCGGAAAGCACCCUGUCCCGGCGACAGUCACCGGUUCCUGUGCGAUCGGACGCUGGGCUCGCAGAGAUCCGAAGACAUGGCGGGCAGCGGCAACGCUCUCCUGGAGCCCAAGAUCAAGCUCAAUCACCCUUACUGGAUCAUCAUCGGCUAUCUCAAAUCUGGAACACAGCAACCCAAAUAGAAUUAUCCCCGGUCGACCUCACAUUUUUCCGAUAUUACAUUGAGGUGGUUGGGCCUAUUCUGGACUUGUUUGAUCCCCGCCGCCAUUUCAGCAACGUUGUGCCCCACCUCGCACUCUGGAAUAUCGGGCUGUUGAAGUCUAUUCUCGCAGUUGGGGCGAAGCAUAUGUCCCUUGAUUCAUCGCAAACGGACGAUGGCAACACUCCACAUUGUCACACUGAACCAAAUGAGUCAAGUUCUGUUUCAUCAUUCCCGGAGACUGCACCAAAGUCCAUGGCGACGCAGUAUUACUACGAGACUCUUCAAUAUCUUUCUCAAACCCUCCUCUAUCCCGCUUAUUCUGAAUCUCAUGAGAUACUAGCGACAGCAACCAUGAUCAGCACAUAUGAGAUGUUUGACGCUGACAGUGCCCUGAAUAGUAGCGUUUGGGAACAGCAUCUUCGAGGGUCAUUUUGGAUUCAACGGUCCCAGGAUAAUGACGGUGAGUCAGCCGAUGGACUAAGACAAGCUGUUUGGUGGGCUUGGCUUAGACAGGAUAUAUGGGCGGCAUUCCAAGCUGGACGCCCCACAAUCACGUUCUGGCGGGCUCGCAAACCCCUGGAGGCGCUUACUUCAGAUGAGCUAGCCACCAGAAUCGUAUAUAUAUGCGGCCAGUGCGUGAAAUAUGCAUCCGGCGGGACACCACAAGGACAAGACCCAAUGGAACGGAUUGAACAGGGUGAUCGGCUUCUUCGCACACUCGAUGAUUGGCAUGGGGUGCUUCCUGCUUCAUACCAGCCAGUUACGGUCACGCGCGGCCCAGGGUCAGACACGAAAGUCUCGUCGAUCUGGAUUCAUCCUCCAAGCCAUGCAGCCGCAAUGCAGAUGUACCAUUUUGCCAGGGCAAUCGUUUUACUCAAUCAACCCACAGUGGGUGGCUUGAAUGCCUACAUGCACCGCGAGAAAGAGCUGACAAAAAGCGUGGAAACGGUUUGCGGCAUCGCCAGUUCCUGUCACGAGUCCGAGCCCGCAAAGGCCUUUGUUAAUGUGCAAGCUUUGUUUGGAGGUAAUUUUCAGCACAUCUACCCUCCGAGUUUUACUGAUCCAGCCCAAGUUGGUCAAUUUGUCAGGUCGUCCGAAAUGCGUGAAGACCUUCUCCGGCUUUUACGCAAGAUGCUAAAAAUCAGCAAAUUCCCAUCCAAAGCGGUUCUUUCUCGGCUAGAAAGGGUCUGGCAGGAAUGA